UAUUAAGUGCACACGUAUUGUGUAAAACGUCACGACAACAAUUCGAAAUGUCUGGUGAGACCCCAAAAGAGGUAGUGAUUAACAAGUGGGAUGUCGGUUCUUUGAAAUUAGCUCUUGAUGAUGCUGCUAAAGAGUUGUUCAUGAAAAAACUUGGUCUAGUUGAAACGCACCGAUUAUUUGAUGGACGAUUAUUUCUAUGUACAAUAUCUGUUCUGAUAGCUGGUUUUGGUGUUUUAUUUGACUAUAUAUACCCGCAUCCACGAUCUCGAACAGUUCUGAUAGUUUGUAUUUCUCUUUACUUCAUAAUGUCUGCAAUAAUAACACUGUAUGUAAUGUAUGUGGAAAAGAAUGUUUUCUUCACUGGAUUAAAAGAGGAUAAAACUGGAGUUGAUCCUGCUGAUACGUGGACAGUAUGCUCUUAUAUGAAUAAAUACGAUCCUACAUACCAUUUUAGCCUAAAAGUGUGUGACGGUAUAAGCAAGAAAGUGAAAAUGUCUACAAUAGAAAAGUCUGCUGCUGAAUUUUUUAACGUAAAGGGAGAGUUACAAAGGGAUCGGUAUAAUGAAUUCCUACAACAUCUAGUAUCAGAUCUCUAUGGGGAUAAAAAGUCUCAAUAAUAAUGAUAAUAAUCUUCAGGAAUUUGAAUGGUUUGUACAUUAUUCCAAUAUAUUUUUCUCACAUAAAAGAAACAAUUGUGACAAUGGUUGGUUUUUGUUGUUUCGAUAACCUGGAAAAAUUGUUCCUGCGUAAAUUCAAUUUUUGUAUUUGUGAUAUUCAAUAGGUAAAAGAUACUUUGGUGACAAAAAUGUGUUUUUAUCCAUUGUAAACGGCAUACAAAUGCCAUAUUUGCUUUCUUCAGAUUAGUGGUUAAGUGGUGUAUCUAGGAUGCUAUUAUAAAGUGCACAUUUUUGUCUUACGGAUCACUAGUCUUGGUUGCAAUAUGGGCAAACUUUAUUUUAAUAAAAUCUCAUAGUGUUGUAUAAUAAUAUUUACUGUGUG
Molecule: messenger RNA, 999 nt
Organism: Trichobilharzia regenti
Lineage: Eukaryota; Metazoa; Platyhelminthes; Trematoda; Strigeidida; Schistosomatidae
Source: the annotation of a GenBank genome assembly